Molecule: messenger RNA, 231 nt
Organism: Enterospora canceri
Lineage: Eukaryota; Fungi; Microsporidia; Enterocytozoonidae
Source: the annotation of a GenBank genome assembly
AUGUCUGGACGUGGCAAGGGUGGGAAAGUGAAGGGAAAAUCAAAGUCCCGCUCCAGUCGGGCUGGACUUCAGUUCCCAGUCGGCAGGAUUCAUCGUCUUCUGAGGAAGGGUAACUACGCUGAGCGCGUAGGUGCUGGAGCUCCAGUUUAUCUUGCAGCAGUUAUGGAAUACCUAGCUGCUGAGGUCCUUGAGCUUGCCGGUAACGCUGCCCGCGACAACAAGAAAACUCGC